This is a messenger RNA of Enterobius vermicularis (human pinworm), 801 nucleotides long. The record is from the annotation of a GenBank genome assembly. NCBI's taxonomy places the organism in Eukaryota, Metazoa, Nematoda, Chromadorea, Rhabditida, Oxyuridae.
GUUAGAAUAAAGGAGCGUGUAAAACAGCGUGGUAUGGAUGUUGGAGUUCCCUUGCAAGCAACUGACCUUUUGCCGAAACCUGUCGAUGAAACUGUUACAAAAAUAGCUUGUAUUAAAGCGUUGGUAACAGCGGGUUCUACGUUUCAGGAAUUGAAUAAGGAUCAAGGGCGAAUGUGCCAUGGGGCUUCCACUUUGCUGUCGGAUCAGUUUGGUAUGCCUGCUUUAGCUUGCGUUUUGCAUCAUAUUUACAGUGCUGAAGAAGAUGAUGCUGUCAGGCUGCUUUUACUAGGUUUAAGCUGUGCAAAGCUUGGGAUGGAGAAGGAUAAUCUUGUAGACUGGUACCCGACGUUUGGUGGGCCAUGGGCAUCAGCACCUUGCAAGGCGCGCGACUUGGAUGUGAAGGUACCUCCAGAGUAUUUGACUAAUGUUAUGAUCCGGGGAAAGCUUCCGAAUAUUAGACUGAACAAUCUUGCUGAAGACACCCUGUUCUUUCUGUUUUACAAUUUUCCUGGUGAAGUCUAUCAGCGUGCAGCUGCUUGUGAAUUGUUUAAUAGAAACUGGAGGUACCACAAAAUAAGACGUCUUUGGCUGACAAGGACGAAGCCAGGUGAACUUAGAGUUCAGACAUCAACGUAUGAAGUCGGCACUUAUAGCGUAUUUGACCAUGUUCAGUGGCGAAAAAUGCAGACUCAAAUGACUGUUGAGUACCAGGACUUAGAAGAAAGGCCUUUGCUUCCUGAAACGAUGCAGGGGUAUUGUUCGCAGGUCGUCUCUCACAGUGUUUACCAGAGUUCAUCGUGA